Molecule: messenger RNA, 339 nt
Organism: Fusarium verticillioides 7600
Lineage: Eukaryota; Fungi; Ascomycota; Sordariomycetes; Hypocreales; Nectriaceae
Exons: 3
Coding region: 1-339 (112 amino acids)
Source: RefSeq, a predicted model, not a curated record
AUGGCGGGCUCAAUCGUUGAAGCUCUUAUCCAGCUGACCGACGCCAACCGAGUUUGCCUCAACAUCUGCUGCUCCCCCGAUGGCUUCGCCUUCCUCGAGCGCAACUUCUCAAUCGGCUGCAUCAUAAUCCAGCACAACAAAUCACUUCCAACCAAGCCAGCUAUUGACUUCAAGGAGAAUGAGAGUGGAGGGGCACAGGAGAAGGUACAGGCUCCUGUUGUUGCUGGUUCUCGACGUACAGUCAACUUCUCCUAUAACCCAAAUGAUACUGAGAAGCUUCUUGAGACCGCCGAGAUGUUUGCCAACGUGAAGAAGGCCUUCCUCAUAGGCAAGGCUUAA